Cryptotermes secundus is the source of this 3728-nucleotide messenger RNA. It is a transcript of the gene Paip1, whose product is annotated as polyadenylate-binding protein-interacting protein 1. Gene Ontology annotation, biological process: regulation of translational initiation. Gene Ontology annotation, molecular function: translation activator activity; protein binding; RNA binding. The transcript has 10 exons. The coding region runs from base 315 to 1727 and encodes 470 amino acids. Lineage: Eukaryota; Metazoa; Arthropoda; Insecta; Blattodea; Kalotermitidae. The record is from RefSeq and is a predicted model, not a curated record.
ACGAUUGGGCCACGUGAAGGCCGCCAAGGCGGUUACGUUGCCAACUAGUAAAACUGGGUUCGUUGGGAACUGAUUGGGAAGAAAGGUUUAGGGAUAAGUGUGUUGGUUUAUGGAACACUUUUCUUCCGUAUUUAUCAGUGAUCCGUGUGAAUAGUAUCAAGCGGUAUCAAGAUCUAUUAAGAUUAUCCACAUUGUAAGCGGCGAAAAGCGGGAUAAGCGGUGUCCUAACGGAAGGAGUAUAGAAGUUGAUGUGAAGCAUGUGGUAUGAUUGACAUCUUUUACAAGCACACGAUAAAUAGAAGUCCUGUGUAGUAAUGAAUCCUGUAGAAGAAUCAUCUGUACCUAAGGGAAGAGGUCGUGGAAUUUGGCAGCAAGGACAGAAUCGCAAAGAGUUGCGGCGUCCACAAACAGAAAAGAGAAUUGGUAUUGCAGUGAACAGUAAUAAUGUUCAACUUGAUCCAGAUGCUGAAGAGAACAUAUCAAAGACUUCAAAAUUAUCUGUUAAUGCUGAAGAAUUUUAUCCAAGAAAUGUUAUAUCUCAGCAGCCAGAAGAAUCUUACAGUUCUUCUUUGCAAUGUGAAGAGGUGCCCCAUCAAAACAUGCUGCCAUUCCAAAUGACAGUCAUUCCAAACUGGUCACUUGGACAGGGAAACCUGCAAAGCAGACUUUAUUCUAACUGGUCAUCUCUGGCCUCUUGUUCAGUUAUUAAGGCUGCACCAGAAGGAGGUAACUGUUCUCUUUACAACUCUUUAAAUCGAACAGCUGAUACCAGACAAGAACAAUUCCCAACAGAUCACCUAAUUGGAGUAAUGCAGCAUUUGACAUUGAAUCCAGGGACAUUUGAUGAUCUGAUUACUCCAUUGGUAGACACCUUUGGCCUUUGGUUGGGGAAUGCAGAGACAUUGUCCUCUGUAGUCAAUGUAAUUGUGGAACAGUCAAUAAUGGAACCAAAUUUCCGGUACAGUGGAGCAAGACUUUGUAACUUCCUUAACAACGAAUUUCCUCCAGGAGAAAGGUCAACAUUCAGAACUUUUCUUCUAAAUAGGUGUCAACAAGAACAUGCACAAAUAUCAAAUUAUAUUUAUACAGAUCCAGGAAGAUUACAUGGCUAUGUAUUGUUUAUGGCAGAGUUGUUCAUGCAGCUGGAAUGUGCAAAAGGUUAUGGUCAAAGGAUAGAAAUUCUGGGAAAAGCAUUACUUGAAGCUCUUUCUUUAUUACUCAGUAAUGCAACAUCUGGAAACAUUAAAUGUAUAUGUCAAGUUCUCAAGCUGGCAGGUCAGCCCCUGGAUGCACAGGAUCAAACAAAUAUGAAUCAAGUAAUGGAGUCCCUUUUACACUUACUGAACAGCCCAGUAGUCGAGUCAGAUGUCCGACGUCUUGUCAGCAGUGUUGUCAAUUUGAGACAUGUUGGAUGGGUUGACACAUCAAACUUCAUGCCCCAUGCCAGCACAACACAGCUAUACAAUCCAUACCUGCAGAAUGAGCCUGUGUUCUAUGGACCAGAUGGACAGAUAAUAACUCAAGAAGAGAGUCAGUUUCUACAAGAAAGUGUUUGUCGAAUUCCUGACCCUGAGGAAUAUGAUGAUUAUGGGGAGGAAGGGGAUAAUGUCUGGGAGCCAGAUGAUGAAAUGGAUGAAGAAAUUCAAGUAGCAUUUGAACAGUUCCUGCAGAUGGGCAAGAAUCAUUCAAAAGACACACAUCCCACUGAUAGCAAGUGCAAUGGCUGAUUCUGGCCACAAACAUGUGUUGUUGACUUACUCUGUCAUUUGCAGACAGUUUCAUGUAAUGAACAGAAAAUGUCUUUCUUGUCAACUUAGUGUUAAGUAUGGACAUUGUGUUAUAAGCAUAUUUUAUAAGUAGUUAUCAAGAAUUGUUUGCAGUCACUUUUGCAAAAAAUUGUUGUAGUUUUUCUUUGUUAGGACAGGUUUUGUGACACGGAGUUGGAUGUAUUGUACUUUAGAAGGUGUAAGAUGGAAACUUACUGGUUGUGGUUUGCUUAAGCAUAUAUUUCUUCCUGUUCUGCCAUCUUAUUUUGAUUAUUAAUAUUAAAAUUAGGAACUUAGUUAACCACUUCUUCUUGGAGACAUAAUGCCCAGUAGCAACAGACUGACGUACAAUUAACAUUUUGCAGAUGGUCAUGUUUGCUUCCAGAAUGAGCAGGGAAUAGCUACAUGUAUGAUAUGAUAAUUUAAAGAAGACUCAUUUAUGAUAACUACAAAUGGAAAUAUGAAUCUCUAAGAUGUGUACAUACUUACUUGAGACUUCCUGUCUAAUAUGAUGGAGGUUGAAAGAAACAGGAAUCUGAUCCAAAGAUGCAGCUGUUCAGAAGGAGUGGUGGUAGUAAAAUGAAGUUCUCUGCAUAUCUAGUUAAGCAACACUGAUCUCUAGUUCUGUAGAACUGCUGGGUUCACUGCAAAGGCUAACUUCCAUGCACAAUACCUUGUGCUACAUGAUGGUCAAGAAGGUAUGUAUGAAGUUGGCAGAGAUUUAUAAACAGUUGUUGAUCACAUCAGUGCUGAGGUAAUGGGAUUGCUGUUGAAUGGUUCAUUCCUGUUGUUUCCAUGUGUAUGCUUCAUAAUGAUGUCCUGUCUAUAUAUAUGAAAUGCCUCUCUUUCUACAAGUGUAUGUUUAUUAGUGGGAGAUACCGUUACCAUGAUAGUACAGUAAAUCGUUGGUAAUAUAUCAGUAAUUUGUAAAACCUGUUCUUCUAAGCAUGUCGCCAGUUUUGUGUCUAACAUGUCUCAAGAAUAGCAGAAUCUGUAGCAGGUUGGCGUGAAGAUUAGGCUCAACUGCAGUCAUUUGUUUUGGUUAAAUAUUUCAGGUAGUCGUGAAUUUUUAAUGGAAAUUCUAUUUUUGGGUAGUUUUGUAGUUGUAUAUGGUGCAACAUAUACUGUCUUUAUGUUGUAAGAUGUACUGAGUUGCUGAAGGUAAAGGUCCACCAAUGAUUGCUUAUGAAAGUGUACAUUCACUGUUUGAUUUUCAUUCCAUUGAUUGGUUUGUUGAUCUAUGCAUAUAGUUGUGGGAUGUUUUCCAGAGUCCAUAGUAAUACAUUUUAUUAAAUGAAACUAAAGCACAACAGUUUGGGGUUAUAGCAACUGUAUCUUGCUUCAGAAGAAAUAAUAUUCGUUUCAAAUGAGCCUCGAAUUUAUGACUGUGUGGUAUAAAAUGAAGUGUUCCUUUAUAAAACAUAUUCAGUGGCUUAUCAUGGUAACAGAUUUUGAAUUAUCUUUCUUUGCCUAUUACUGUGUGAAAGUACAAAGAUUUCUGGUCACUGUACUGUGUGCUUCGAAUAUGAAUAAAAGAAAACUUGUAAAUGUCUUACUUAUAAGCAGUAAGGAGGAAUAACUUCUGAACACAUUAAUGUAAAUGAGCAUAGUGAGUGGCUACAUGUAUUUAUUGUGAGGUCUGAAUUUUUAUCCAUGGGCUUGGUAUCAAGGACUGCUUCAGAGUAUGUGUGAAGCUUUUGAUGUACUAACCAUUUCAAGUGCAAUUUCAUUUUCCUCAUGAUCUUUGUUAAUAUAUACUCUCCUACAUAUAGCUCCAGUCUCCUCAGAGAUACAAAUUACUAUUUUGAUUGACAAGAAAAUGCUUGACGUGAUCAUAUUUGGGCAUGAUAUGUGAUUGGUUACUUCUAUAAAAUGAUGAUGCAAAGUUAUUAUUUUGAUUCACUUUUUUUCAGAGAUUGUUUAAUGUUACCCAGUACAUAUCAAAUAAAUCUAUUUAAAACA